AUGUCUUUGAAUCAGAUGCAAUCCGCCCUCGACGCCCCUUGGCAGUUUGUCGAACGGAAACGACCAUCUUUCCCUGUCUUGAGCUUGUCCUCAAGGCACCCGCCGCGAGCCUUGUCCGCGUCCCGCCGUCAAAAGGCUGCCGCAGCCUGCGCCGCCUGGUGAGACGCCGCUGACGCCUGCCUGGCGUUGGUGGUGAUACCUCCUUUGCCCCCAAGCGUGGCCCUUGUCACCCUCGUCACCCUCACCUCACCGUCGUACUCAUCUCGCCCCGUCUCGCCCCGUAUGGGCGCAAUCAAAUGCAAACACCGCUGCAACGCCUGCUGUCGACCCAAGUGCACAGCGUGAGUGCAUUGCUUGCUGAAACGCAUGCUGGUGCAUAGGCGCCGCGCUUGCAGAGCCACCUGUCCGUCGCGAGGCAGGCGUCAAAUCACUACCGUGGGAGCCGCGCGCCGAUCACCCCCUGGCCCGCCAUCUCCCGUCCCCUCGAAUCCGCCGACCUUGCGAAAAGCUCCCCGACCAUCUCAACAGCGGCGACGACCUGCCACGAUACCACCAUUUGUGCUUGCCCAACGCCCGAGCAGCACGCCGUCGCGUCGGGGACGUCUGACGGGGGCGGCCUCAGGAGCGUCUCCUGCGAUUACAACUCCCAGCAGCCUGCCAACUCCUCCUGCCAAGCCCUUCGCCCUGAAAUUAUCGCACUGCCGCCGACAUGCCCGAGGCUCAGGCCAUCGAUGUCGCGCCGCGGCACAGCACGAUGCUCGCUGACGUUCCCGAGGGCGGAGCAUCUCUGCCGCGGAGCCGCCCCAACCUAGAAGCACUCGCGACGAGUGUAAACCAGAAUGGUUGUUUCGAAUUCGACCGCAUCAUCAAGAGCGGCUAUGCCGAAAAACGGACGUCGAAGACCAAGAAAUGGAAGCCGGUCUACAUUGUACUCCGACCCAAUACCCUGUCGAUAUACAAGAACGAGAAAGAGACCAAGCUUCGACACCAAGUCCACUUGUCAGACCUGACGGCAGUGACCUUCCUCAAAGACCCCAAGCACAAGCGCGACAACGUCUUUGGAUUGUUCUCGCCAUCGAGGAACUUUCAUCUACAAGCGCCCACGGCCAGAGAUGCGGAAGAAUGGGUGAACUUGAUUCGAAGGGAUGCGAGGAUAGAGGAGGAGGAGGAGGAAAUGUUUCUGGCGAGUCCACUUGCCCGCAGCCUGUCGCCUAAUGGCCUACGGGCUGUUAUACCGGGUGCAGGAGGACCCGGUGCUGGCGGCCGUGAUCUCCGAGAGCGAAUGUUGUCAAGCUCACCCGAGAUGUAUGACCCGCCGGCGCCUGGUUUCGUCGCCACCGGGCGCCGCAAGUCGUCCAACAUCGACUCGUCUGGCAUGUCAGGCAACGAGCUGCCGUCGCAUUCGGACGUGUCAGAUAACGAGGGCGGCGGUGUGCAACGGCAGUACGGGACUUCGUUCGAGAGCCUCGCGGUGCAAUCGCCCAUGGAGAUGGGCUCACUUCCGCGGCCGGCAGUGGCGGUGCCGCAAACGCUGGGGAACCAGUCCGCAAGCCAAGUGAGUGUCGGCAACCCGGCCGGCGGGGCCACGCCGAUGGAGAAGGACCCGGACCGGGUGAUCUGGCAGGGGUGGCUGUGGAUGCUGCGCAGCAAGCGAGGGGUCCGGCAGUGGAAGGACAUGUGGGGGGUGCUGCGGCCGCGCAACUUCAUCCUGUACAAGGACGAGUCCGAGUACACGGCGCAGUGGAUCGUGCAGCUCGAUGUCGUGGUCAACGUCGUGGAGCUGGAUCCGGUGAGCAAGAGCAAGGAGAACUGCUUGCAGAUCAUCACGGAAGAGAAAAGCUACCGCUUCUGCGCUCACGACGAGGAGAGCCUGGUGCAGUUCAUCGGGGCCUUCAAGAGCUUGCUGGCCCGGCGCCGUGGUUUGGAGGCGGCGCGGACGGCGGCGCCCAUGCCGGCAGCCGUGAGUCCGACUCCGACUCCAGCGCCUGCUUUAUGAUCCACGGCGAACGGGGGGCAGGCAUGUGUCGUGCUCAACCCUCCAAGGUACCCCGGGAGCCGGGGGACAGCCGGUGCCCCCGUCACCGUCUCUUUUACGAUUUUACGACGACCUGCAGCCUUCGAUUUUUACCCUAUUCCCCCACGGACGGCCCGGUGUCUGCGCGUCUUGUUCUUUGAUUCCUGUGUUAGCCAGUUCGGCUGCGGGUGAUGGCGGAGGUCGGCUUUUUCACUAUGGAAGGAUUGAGGAGUCUGGACAGUGGCCUCGUUCAUAGCACCCGCCUUAGUUGCGUGCAUAAUAUCAGGACUUGAGGAGGUCGCCGUUUUCGAUGAUGCCAUGCCUGCGCCACGCUCCACGUCCGGCUGGAGCUCUGUCGAUCCGGGGAUGUCGGCGCCGCCGGGGUUGCAGCGGGAGGGAUGCGGUCCCUGGUCGUGCCCACAUGCACGCUCUACGUUCGUUCAAUGCGACGCACCCCAGCUCGGAG
Molecule: messenger RNA, 2480 nt
Organism: Purpureocillium takamizusanense
Lineage: Eukaryota; Fungi; Ascomycota; Sordariomycetes; Hypocreales; Ophiocordycipitaceae
Exons: 2
Coding region: 710-1996 (428 amino acids)
Source: RefSeq, a predicted model, not a curated record